GAAAAAGGUCGACCCCAAAAAUUCGCCCGACUAACAAAGCCGCUCCUAACUGCUCUCGUCCUCUGCCUACUGCCGUUGCCGAGCACAGCAGCGUAUUCUUCGAUUCCCGUCUCGUCGCCUCUCUCGCUUCUCUUAGAAUCUCCAUCUCUGUCCGCUCCUCUCCUCAGAUGAGAUCCAAAGCACGGCCCUGAGAUCCAUCAGCACAAGCAGCAUCCAGGUGCGGUCGUAGAAGAGCCGCGGCAGAAGCGAAGAUGCAAGGCCUCUUCGGAUCGGUGCGUAGAUCCCUCGUGUUCCAUCCGAGCCCCGAUCGGAUCGAGGACGGCGGCGGCGGGGGCAGAAGGAUCGCGGAAAGGAUUGGAUCUUGCCUUAGGAAGUCCAGGAUCGGGCUGGGUCUAGGGUUCGGAGGGUCCACUCCCAAACUCCCUCCGCCGGUGCCGCCGCACCGAGUUCCGGCGGACGAUAUCCCCCCCAUUCGUUGGCGAAAGGGCGAACUCAUCGGUUGCGGUGCCUUCGGCCAUGUCUACAUGGGUAUGAAUCUCGAUUCGGGGGAGCUUCUUGCCGUGAAGCAGGUCUUGAUGGGGACUAGCGGUGCUUCCAAGGAGAAAGCUCAAGCUCAUAUAAAGGAGCUUGAGGAAGAAGUAAAUCUUCUUAGAAACCUAUCUCAUCCAAAUAUUGUGAGAUAUCUGGGAACAGCUAGGGAAGACGAGACAUUAAACAUUUUGCUGGAGUUUGUCCCAGGUGGAUCCAUCUCGUCAUUACUUGGAAAAUUUGGGUCCUUCCCAGAGGCUGUUAUAAGAAUGUAUACCAAGCAGCUCUUGCAGGGGCUUGAGUAUCUUCAUCAAAAUGGAAUCAUACACAGGGACAUUAAGGGUGCAAACAUUCUCGUGGAUAACAAGGGUUGCAUAAAACUAGCAGAUUUUGGGGCAUCUAAGCAAGUUGCAAAGCUGGCAACUAUGAAUGCAGCCAAGUCAAUGAAGGGUACUCCAUACUGGAUGGCACCAGAAGUAAUUCUUCAGACUGGGCAUAGCUUCUCAGCUGAUAUAUGGAGUGUUGGUUGCACUGUCAUAGAGAUGGCUACAGGUAAGCCUCCCUGGAGUCAGCAAUAUCAAGAGGUUGCUGCUCUUUUCCACAUUGGAACAACCAAAUCGCAUCCUCCUAUACCAGAACAUCUUUCUUUGGAGGCAAAGGAUUUUCUUUUGAAAUGCUUACAGAAGGAACCAAAUCUGAGGCCCACUGCAUCUGAUUUGCUCCAGCAUGCUUUUGUUACCAAGGAAUUUCAGGAUAUGCAUCCAAUACACCACUCUGCACUUGCGGAAUCCACAAAAGAUGCAGCCCUGCCAUCCAAAUUGUACAUGAAAAGCAUCAAUACUCUAGUGGUUGACAACAGAACUUGUUGUGAGGGAUUGGACUUAGGUGGCUGUGGUAGUGGUAGCGGCAGCGGAAGAUGCUCUACUUUCUUUCGUGGAAAGCUUUCUUCUGUGAGACCAAUAUGGGACAUGAGUACUAGUAGUGAUAUGUGCCGGUUGGACGAUAAAGAUGAUUUUCCAGUUGUUGGAUCAAGUUUCAACCCAAUAUCUGAGCCCUUUGAUGACUGGUCAAAUGAGUUUGAUAUCAAUUUAAAGCACAAAAAAAUGGACUUCAAUGACUUAAGUGAAUCUUUCAUCGAUGUUUCAUGCACUAGAAAAGGGGAAAAGGAUUUUACAUUUCCUUGCAAGUUAGUUCCUGAAGAUGAUGAUGAAGUUACAGAGUCAAAAAUAAGAGCUUUUCUGGAUGAGAAGGCCCUUGAUCUGAAGAAGUUGCAGACACCUCUCUACCAGGAGUUCAUUAAUAGCCUAAAUAACAACAAUGAGACAUGUGCUGGAAAGAAAAGUGAGGAAAAUAUGACCAAAAAUUUAAAAUUUCCUCCCAAGAUCGAGACUUCACCCAACAAGAAUAUAAGCGGGAAGACUGUUCCACUUGUUGGCACAGCUAAUAGGGUGAGUUCUGAAAAUUGCAGCAGACGAGUCUCAAAUAGUGGGGAAGAGAAUGAUCAAGUCCUAAGAGAAAUUUCACCUAAGUUUAAUGAAAGGGGAGGUCUUCUUCAAGAUGCUCAACAGGAACCAAAUUGCCCAAGUGACAAAUUUUCGGAGAGACGGAGGAAAUGGAAAGAAGAGCUGGAUCAAGAACUUGAGAGGGAAAGAGAGAUGAUGAGGCAAGCAGGUUAUGGGAGAAUAUCUUCCCCAAAGAAUGGAUGGUUAAAUCAAAAGAGAGACCGAAUAUGAUUUACCUUCUUCAGGCAAAAGAUGUACACAAUCUAGUGUCUGGAGCAUACCUUAUUUUUUCUUUCUCGAUUUGGAUGGCAGUCGAAAUAUCAGUUCUUACGGAUGUUGCCUGUUUGGCGUUCAUAUGCUGUUUGAGAUUUGCAAUCUCUCUAGCUAGCAUAUGUCAAGAGAAGGGACCCGAAUAUGAUUUACCUCCAGGCAAAUGAGUGUACACAAUCUACUGUCUGGAGCAUACCUUGUAUUUUCUUUCUCAAUUUGGAUGGCAGUCGAAAUAUCAGUUCUUAUGGAUGUUGCCUGUUAGGUGUUCAUAUGCUGUUUGAGAUUUGCAAUCUCUCUUGCUAGCAUAUGCUGAGAGAAGGGACCAAUAUGAUUUACCUCCUUCAGGCUGAGUGUAUGCAAUCUAGUGUCUGGAGCAUACCUUAUAUUUUCUUUCUCAAUUUGGAUGACAGUCGAAAUCUCACAGAUGUUGCCUGUUAUUUGUUCAUAUGCUGUUUGAGAUUUGCACUCUCUCUAGCUAGCAUAUACCGAGAGAAGGGACCACCCGACAGUCUAAGCAUAAGAAGAUUUCAGAGCCACCUUCAGCAAUUAGGGCUAUAGAUGGAUGGAAAUUAAAUGCUGUAAAAUGUUGCCUUGUGUUCACCAUCGGGUGUAAGAUUUUGGUUAAGAAGAUUUGUUGAUGCAAGGACCAUUAAAUGCUGUAAAAUGUUUAUGUUUUUGGCCUCUCCCGUGCAUAUAUGCUUGUUUUCAAGUCAAGAUAGAAUCAGUCUGAAUAUUACUGGACAAAUGUAACAUUUCUUUGUAAUAAACACCAGAUUCUUACUGUA
Messenger RNA from Musa acuminata subsp. malaccensis (wild Malaysian banana), 3085 nucleotides. The record is from RefSeq and is a predicted model, not a curated record. NCBI's taxonomy places the organism in Eukaryota, Viridiplantae, Streptophyta, Magnoliopsida, Zingiberales, Musaceae.